This is a messenger RNA of Westerdykella ornata, 2738 nucleotides long. RefSeq names its product Ran-binding-domain-containing protein. Bases 178 to 2439 code for a protein of 753 amino acids. The transcript has 2 exons. The record is from RefSeq and is a predicted model, not a curated record. Gene Ontology annotation, cellular component: nucleus; cytoplasm. Gene Ontology annotation, molecular function: GTPase regulator activity. Lineage: Eukaryota; Fungi; Ascomycota; Dothideomycetes; Pleosporales; Sporormiaceae.
CAGCGCCACAAAUACAAACAUUCACUUUGUUCACAAGCCAUGUGCGAAACGGCGCCAACUUUCCCUUCUUUCCCCAGUUUUAUCAGGGACUUUUUCCCCGGAGGGUAUCUCACCUUUUCUGACAACUUCUUCUGAGCUCUUCAGCUUGUGUAACAACAACCUGGAACUGAAAGCACCAUGGAAGUCCUGCUUGGCCAGGUCACCAAGCAGGCGAUGAAUUAUGCCAUCCGCACCGGCAUCACCAUCACCAGCACCUACGCCAUCCGGCAAUGCGGACGCCUGCUCAGGACCGUGGAUGGCCAAGAACGGCAAGAGCUCGCCGCUCUACAGCUCCGGCUCGAGGGAAAGAUUAGGAUCAUUUCCCCGGCCAUCGACAUGAUCGAACUCAUUGCGGCACGUGGAAACACAUCGCUAGAGUCUGCUGUGGCGCUGACCAAGUCGCUCCGUUGGGAGAUCCAAUCCCUGGGCACUCGUCUGGAGAGGGCGGUUGGCGAAGGUAAAGUUGCGAGGAAGAGUGGUGGCUCGAAGAGCUCGCGGGCGCAGAACGAGCUGGAAGUCAAACUCAUCAUUGCGGAUAUCAAGAAAUUGCUCGAGCGCAUCGAGGAUGCUGUUCCCCUGAUCAACCUGGCUAUUACGACCUCGGGCGUCAACCUUUCCACUACUCUACCUUCCACUGUGUCGCCAUCUCGUCUCCUGCAAGCGAGCACCUUCCUGACGGCUGGUGAUAUGCAGUACUGUAGCUCGCUCCCGAGAGCUCAACAGAUCGGACCCGUCUUCACGCUGACCAUGUACAUGCUCUUCUCCGGACAUGCAUAUCGCCCGCACGAUGAAGAAGGCAUCAGGGAAACGACGUGGAAGGAAGUCAUGCACAAGGCAAGAGUCAAGCUCAUACGAGUACCGCUCGACAACGUCUACGACUACCCGACCCCAUUCGGAGGCGACACGAGGCCGGCCGACGAAGCGCAACACGAGCACAUACCGUCGGAAAGCAAGCUGCACGAAUUCGCGUACCAACUUCUGGUGGUGGAGGACCUCGCGGAUGACCGCGUGCACACGUUCGAGGAAGAUGAGCCCCAGCCUACGGCGUAUGAGGGUGUGGAUAUGGCUGGCAUACGCGAAAUAAUCCCGAUCCACGAGAUAUCCAAAAUCUUCUAUGCGGACACGGGCAAGAUCCUCAAUAUCGGCACCGAGGGAGAGACGAACAAUCCCAUCCUCCUGCUGAAACGAGACGUCAACGCUGUGCCACCUCGCCGCAUGAUGGAGCGUAGCACGGUGGAGACACAAUACGAGUCCGAUGAUUCGCAAACUGCCGGCGCAUCUGACGAAGAUGACGAGCAAUCUGCGCUAGACGAGCAACUCCGUCGAGAGUCGACUGCCGAGGAGCCACUGGCAACUCAGGAAGAAAGACAAGAUGCACAUCCCUGGCGACUCCCGCCAAACCUGGACCUAGAAUGGAUGGCGUUCGAAGUAUACACCGAAGACCCCUCGUCCGCCUCGGAAGCCGAAGAAGAAUCCGAAGUCGACCUUCCGUCCUCCUCCUCGACAACCCAACGGACCGGCUCUAUCCCACCAUCAUUAACGAACUCGCUCUCGAAUAUCCACCUCCGCGGCACCCCGUCUCCCUCGUCCUCGCCCCAACAUAACCAACAACUGAUUCCCUCUCCCGAAAAGCGAACCCUAUCCACCACGACCCAUGACUCUUCCUACCCACCCAUCACCCUGCCUCCGAUCCGCACCUCGCUCUCCCUCCUCGAGAUGCUGGUCCGCCUCACGGCGCUCCAGCAGUUCCAACAAUCGUCGCACCUUGCCAUACCGGACGAACUGCUCACCUUCUUCCUGUCGGAAAGCAGCACUGUGGGAGCAGGCGGGGACGCGGAGCUGCGGAAGAGGGUCAGACGCGAGGCCCGCAUGAGGGUCGGGUUCGAUCCGUACGACGAGAGUCCGAUUAAGCGGAGAGGCGAGGAGUGGUUGGAGCAUGAGUUUCAUGAUCAUGAUGGUGGUGGUGGAGGUGCUGCUUCGCCCGGUGCCGUGGUCAAUGGAGAAGCCAGGUCCCGCUUCGACUACGACAGUUUCCCGCACGGCAAGACAUCGUCGUCGGCUUCGCCCUCGCCGUUGCGGUCGAAGGCUAGAUCGGGCGCCUCGACGCCGCUUCGCUCGUCGUACUCUGCGUCCACGUCCACGUCGCCGUAUGCGUAUGCGUAUCCGCCUUCUUCGCCGCUCGCGGGUGUUGGUAGGCGCAGCAAGUCGACUCCGGUAGGGGGUGCGGAUGUACCGCUGCCGUCGAGUGAGGGCGGGAAUAAUACUGGGACUGGGAAGGCGAAUGGGAACGGGAAUGGGAAUGGGAAUUCCGGUCGUCCUGGUCUCCCACACGUUUCUUCGUCGUCGGCUUCGGCGUCGGCGAGUUCACUGCUUAGGAAGGUUACGGCCCAGCCUCGUUAGCGUAGUUGGGCUCAGGCGAAGGGUCAAACAGCACGGGUCUGGAGAACGGUUGGACCAGUGGAUUGAGCCAAAGGGGAGGGCAGGAUUCGCGGACUGCGUUCGCCGAGGGAAGUGGUAGUGAAGUGGUAGUGGUAGUGGUGUGUGUCAUGAACGGGGAGCCUUUCGAUAUGCCAUGUUUUCUAUCUGGAGCAUAUGAUGGAUGAGAUAUGCGAUACCUAGGUAUGAGAUAUGGUCCAGCAUCAUCAGGUGCUCGAGACGAAAGCAAGCAAGAUACCAUUUUCAAUGAAAAUAAAUGAUAC